This is a messenger RNA of Stereum hirsutum FP-91666 SS1, 942 nucleotides long. RefSeq lists its product as uncharacterized. The transcript has 9 exons. Lineage: Eukaryota; Fungi; Basidiomycota; Agaricomycetes; Russulales; Stereaceae. The coding region runs from base 1 to 942 and encodes 313 amino acids. The record is from RefSeq and is a predicted model, not a curated record.
AUGCCCACUGUUGCCGCCACCGCUACCGCUCACUUUCUUAAAUUCAGGAUGCAGUACUCCAGCAUUGCAAUGCUAUACUACGACUACCUGCUCACCUUUCCAGACGAGCUGCGCUAUAUUUGGCGCCUAGACUCGUUGAAACGUGUGUCGACCCUUCUCUACAUAUGUUGCCGCUACGCCAUCCCCGGAAAUCUCCUCUAUUUGCUUGCUGUUGCUGGCACUCUUGGAGGAGAAUGCAAUGCAUGGUAUCGGUUCGUCGCCGCACUCAGCGUUACAGGACGUGCAGCCAUCAUCACGAACGAUGUUCUUUCGAUUUUGAUUCCCGUUUACGAUGGCCUGGCUGCCGCAUUCACCGUCGUUCGAGGAAUUCAGUCUCUGAGGAGUAUGCGCGUUGGUGCCACGCGAGAAGAACUCCAAGAUACGCUACAGUACCUUCUGGUUGAGCAAGGUAUUCUCUAUUUCGUAGCGGUAUCGGCUAUCACAAUCACAGUGUCCGUGCUGGAUUUCCACACCCCGACAGCAGGAGCAGCCUUCCUCACUCGUCUCAACGCAUUCGCGGUCCCGCUGUCCGGUAUCCUUACGGCGCGUUUCCUUCUCCGCAUCCGCGCCGCCGACCGUGAGACAAACAUGAUGAACAGAACGAACGUAGAGGGUGGACUACCCUUGACUGCAAUCCGGUUCUCCGACCAUCAUCACCCUGCUGGUACCAGUACUGGCUCUGACGGUACUUGGCGAGCAGCCGUCGUGGGUAGUGUUGAGGGCACUCCAGGUGACGGUGGCUCUCGUUCCACUUUCCAAAGGGUAGUAGAAUCGGUCAUCGACGAGUUCGGAGACGAUCCCGUGAAGAGAACCAAAGAGUUGAGGGAGAUGACGUCGACCCUCACCGAGGAAGUCACUCCCGACAUUCUUCACCGUAGUCCCUCGCUUCCACGCACCGCUUGA